AUGGACCCUGCUGCUGAAUCUGUUUAUGCCGCUCGCGGUAGUUCCAACGUGAUCUACAUUGGAUACUCUUGGAACUAUGUCAAACAGCUCGUUUCUGGAGUUUCUGGCUUGACAGUCAAAAAGUUCAGAACCCCUGACGAGCCAUUUUCUUCUGGGUGGUACAAAGACAUUGACCCAGAGCACGUGAAGAUUAGAGCGAAGGACAAAUCUGUCAAGGUUUCCAAGGGCUCUUCUCGCGAUAAAAAGGCCAAUAUUUUACCGUCAAAGAGAAAGAGUAAAACAACCACUCUUCAUGACGCUGUGCGCUUAUUCACAGAGCCUGCUGCCCCUGUGAGCUAUGACAUGUUUUAUGGAAAGUCGGCUGCCGAUUUAGUCGACAUGGCCAAAGUCCUGGCACCGGACACACACUUCAAAUUUCUGGAAGAAAGCACUAAUGGAUCUCCUAGAGAUUAUCUUGCACGCUACACAGAAGCCAAGCUUCAUAUGGAGGCCACUGAAAGAGCUUGGAAAGAGAACCCCGCAUCAGCAAAUUCUGUAACUAGAGCUGGCACUAAUAGUAGCCUUAGUGAUAGCGGUACGCCGGAUUAUGUUGCCUUCACAGAUGGAGGUUCAACCCCCAGUGCAGGUGGCCCAGGUGGCUGGGGCUGCCUGCUGUUCAAUGCUACUGAGAUGCAUGUGUUUGCGCGCAGUUACAAAUCCACUACUAAUAAUCGCAUGGAGCUGCGGGGUAUCCUGUGUGCCUUGCUCAACGUCCCACAGGGCAGCGUUCUGCACAUAUACUCCGACUCGCAGUAUGCAAUCAAUUGCUGCAGGGUAUGGCUUACUCAGUGGAAGAAAAAAGGGUUGCUUUGCCCUCAAAACCCUAAUAGAAAAGAUAUCAUAAAUGCAAAGCCUCUCAACAAAGAUCUUCUGCUCUGGAUUUAUGCUGAAAUGCAAUCCCGAACAGUAAAGUUCGUCCAUGUUAAGGGACACUCCGGGAACAGCCUGAAUGACUUUGUCGACGGCCUCUGUUACCUCGGGCGUAGAAAGCAGGCCCCGGAGUACGAUGAUGUCUACUAG
This is a messenger RNA of Giardia duodenalis, 1059 nucleotides long. RefSeq names its product Ribonuclease H. The coding region runs from base 1 to 1059 and encodes 352 amino acids. Gene Ontology annotation, biological process: DNA replication, removal of RNA primer. The record is from RefSeq and is a predicted model, not a curated record. Gene Ontology annotation, molecular function: RNA-DNA hybrid ribonuclease activity; nucleic acid binding. The transcript has a single exon. NCBI's taxonomy places the organism in Eukaryota, Fornicata, Diplomonadida, Hexamitidae.